AUGCACCUGGGCCCAACAUCCACUUGUAGAUCCAACCCACUUAAUGUGUUGCCAUGCAAUUUGAUUUCAUUUCUUCACACUCAACCGGUUACGCAUCGACAUAUUUACGACUUCCCAACAUCCAUUUUGACGAAAAUGUUUGGAGAUGCCGACCCAUUAUUCUCGCAAGACUGGACUUAUUGA
Messenger RNA from Botrytis fragariae, 183 nucleotides. RefSeq lists its product as uncharacterized. Bases 1 to 183 code for a protein of 60 amino acids. The record is from RefSeq and is a predicted model, not a curated record. The transcript has 2 exons. NCBI's taxonomy places the organism in Eukaryota, Fungi, Ascomycota, Leotiomycetes, Helotiales, Sclerotiniaceae.